Messenger RNA from Vigna radiata var. radiata (mung bean), 3909 nucleotides. Its product is annotated as LRR receptor-like serine/threonine-protein kinase GSO2. The coding region runs from base 1 to 3606 and encodes 1201 amino acids. Lineage: Eukaryota; Viridiplantae; Streptophyta; Magnoliopsida; Fabales; Fabaceae. The record is from RefSeq and is a predicted model, not a curated record. The transcript has 9 exons. Gene Ontology annotation, molecular function: protein binding.
AUGGCCAGAAAUAGUGCUGAAUGGGCUGAUGCUAUGCAAAUAAAGAUCAAGGCCCUCCAAGAAAAUGGUACAUGGUUUUUGACUAAACUCCCUCCUGGAAAGAAAUCCAUUAGGUGUAGGUGGGUCUACAAAAUAAAGCACAAAGUUGAUGGCACUGUGGAAAGGCCAGUAGACAAUGGAAAUUCCAUGAGUGAGAUCACUCACAUAAAGGCUCUUCUACAUCACCAGUUCCAGAUAAAGGAUCUUGGGGAACUCAAAUAUCUUCUGGGAUUUGAGUGGCUUCAUUACAUUCUCCAAGAUCUCCAAGUUCAACCCAAUGCUACUGAAGUUCUCUACUGUGACAACAACUCAGCUAGGCAUAUUGCUCACAACCAAAGCUUUGAUGAGCGAACCAAGCAUAUAAAGCUAGAUUGUCACGUGGUGCGUGAGAAGAUUCAAGCUAAGUUUCUACGUCUUCUUCCCAUUCGAUCGGAGGAACAACUGUUCGAUGUCUUCACCAAAUUUCCUCACCUGUCGGAGGUUGUUAAUGGUGAAGAGGAGAUUACAUGCAUUCCAGAGGAGAGGGAAGCACUCCUCCAAUUCAAGGAUGGCAUCGUGGAUGACCACGGCAUGCUCUCAUCUUGGACCACUCCUCACUGCUGCCAAUGGGAGGGGAUUCGCUGCAGCAACCUCACCUCCCAUAUUAUAAGCCUCGACCUUCAUGGAGAUGGAGAACGUUAUAUGAGCGGAGAGAUCCACAUGUCGUUGAUGGAGUUGCCACAAUUACAGUAUUUGAACCUCAGUUCUAAUUCUUUUCCAGACACUCACAUCCCAGACUUUCUUGCUUCUCUCAAAAACUUGAAAUACCUUGAUUUAUCCUUGGAAAUCUCUCCCAAUUGCAGCAUCUUUAUCUCACAUCUUUAUCUCAGUUUGAAUGGUUUUGAAGGAAAUAUACCAUCUCAACUUGGAAAUCUCUCCCAAUUGCAUGAGCUCUAUCUUGUAGGAUAUGACGGUAAUCUCAAAAUUAGUGACGGAGGUCAGUGGCUCUCAAAUCUUAUUUCUUUAACCCAUCUUUACUUGGAUUCUGUAUCAAAUCUUAAUCGUUCUCAUACUUGGUUGCAAGGGAUUGCGAAGCUACCUCAAGUAAAAGAACUAAGUUUAACUAAUUGUAGCCUUUCCGAUGAUUUCAUUCUGUCAUCUAAGUUCAAUUUCUCUACUUCCCUCUCUGUCCUUCAUCUUUCUCAUAACACCUUCACAUCAAUAGUAUUCCAGUGGCUGUCAAACAUCACUUCAGACCUUGUUGACCUUGACCUUAGUGCUAACCUCUUGGAGGGUUCCACAUUAAUUGAUUUUGGCAUCGUCAUGAAUUCGCUUAGGCAUCUUGACCUAUCCUCAAACAAUUUGACUGAAGACCUUCCCUCCAUUCUCGGUAAUUUGUCCAGUGGAUGCGUUAGACAAUCAUUGCAAGAAUUAGAUCUGUCAUGGAAUCACAUCACUGGUACUUUGUCUGACAUUUCAAUAUUCUCCUCUUUGAAAUCAUUGUUUCUAAGGGGAAAUCAGUUAAGUGGAAGGAUACCUGAAGGUGUCAAGUUACCAUCUACUUUGGAGUAUUUUUUAAUUAGCUCAAAUUCAUUACAAGGUGGAAUUCCAAAAUCAUUUGGGGAUGCAUGUUCUUUGUGCUAUUUGGACAUGUCUUUUAAUAGUCUGAGUGAUGAGCUUCCGAUGAUAAUUUCUCACUUGUCUGGAUGUGCUAGAUAUUCAUUGCAACAAUUAUAUCUACAUGAUAAUCAAAUCAAUGGCACACUACCUGACUUCUCAACAUUCACAUCUUUACAAACAUUAGAUCUUUCUGAAAAUAAGCUAAAUGGAGAGAUUCCUAUGGACAUUCAAUUUCCACCUAAAUUGGAGACGCUCUACAUGUAUUCAAAUUCUUUAAAGGGUGUGCUGACUGACUACCACUUUGCUAAUAUGUCUAAGUUACAGAACUUGUAUUUAUCUGACAACUCAUUGGGCUUUGCAUUUACUCAAAAUUGGGUUCCAUCUUUUCAAUUGCUCUCUAUAUACUUGAGAUCUUGCCAGCUAGGUCCAACAUUUCCCACGUGGUUGCAGACACAAAAUAAAUUUGUCGAAAUUGACAUUUCAAAUGCUACAAUAUCAGGUAUUAUUCCUGAAUGGUUUUGGGCUAAAUUACCUCUACAAAAGGUGAUGAAAAUGAAUAUUUCAUACAACAGUCUACAAGGAACAAUUCCAAAUGUUUCAUCAACGUAUGUUUCUAGUUCCAUUCACCUUGGAUCAAAUCGAUUUGAAGGUUCCAUUCCUCUAUUUUUACGGAAUUCUAAAAUUCUUGAUUUAUCAAAAAAUAAAUUCUCAAAUCCUCUUUUAUUUUUGUGUGGAGGUGAUGCAAAUUCAGUUCAAAUUCAUUUAGACAUUUCGUAUAAUCAGUUAUACGGAGAUAUCCCAGAUUGUUGGAAACAAAUGAACUCACUAGUUUAUUUGGAUUUGAGUUAUAAUAACUUUUCUGGAAAAAUUCCAACUUCAAUGGGAUGGCUUCUUGGUCUUCAAGUAUUAUUGUUGAGAAACAACAAUUUAGUAGGAGGAAUCCCAUUCUCCAUAAGAAAUUGCACAAAGCUAGUAAUGUUUGAUUUGUCAGAAAACAGAUUAUCAGGAUCUAUCCCUGAUUGGAUUGGGACAAAAAAAGAGUUGCAAAUAUUAAGUCUGAGAAAGAAUCAAUUCUUUGGGAGUUUACCAUUAAUGGUUUGUUGUCUAAGAAGGCUUCAUCUCUUGGAUCUCUCACAAAACAACUUAUCUGGAAAAAUUCCUAAAUGCAUAAACAACCUUACUUCAAUGGCUCAAACAACAUCUUCAAUAUUUGAUGAAAGUCAUUGGUAUACGUUGGAAAUUGGUCUUUCUAUUACCACCAUAUUUUACUAUUUGAAUGCAUGGUUGACAUGGAAAGGUUCAAAACAAAUGUUUAUGGAUAAAGGUUUGUCACUUUUAAAAAUCAUUGAUCUCUCAAGCAAUCAGUUCUCCGAAGAAAUUCCUAUAGAAAUAGAGAAAUUAUCUGGAUUGAUUUCGUUGAACUUAUCAAGAAACAGUUUGAUUGGAAAAAUUCCUUCAAACAUUGGAAAUAUAACAUCACUUGAUUCUCUUGAUUUGUCAAGAAACCGACUUGUUGGUUCAAUUCCUCUAAGUCUUGCUCAAAUUUAUAGACUUGGUGUGUUAGAUUUGUCUCAUAACCAACUUAGUGGAGAAAUUCCUACAAGCACACAAUUACAGAGUUUCAACAAAUCUAGUUAUGAAGAUAAUCUUGAUCUUUGUGGACCACCACUUGAAAAACUAUGUAUUGAUGAGGAGCUAACAAAAAAACCAAAUGUUAAUGUUUAUAAAGAUGAAUAUUCAUUUUUUAAUAAUGAAUUUUUCAUAAGUAUGGCAAUUGGAUUUGCUCUAAGUUUUUGGAUGGUGUUUGGCUCAAUCUUAUUCAUACGUUCUUGGCGAUGGUCUUACUUCAACUUCUUGAACAACUUAGAAGAUAAUGUUCAUGUCAAAAUAGCAAUUGUUAGAGUAUUUAAGCAUGACAGAGAUUAUCAGGCACCGGAAACGCAUCGUCUUGCACGACUCCACCUUUGAGCUUUUUGUGGUUGGAAAAGUACAUGCAGUACAUCGCUUGAGCAUCAACUGAACCAGCCCUCACGUAUUUGAGUGAAUUGAACACGAAACGUGUUCUAUGCUGUAAUGGGAGACUCAAUUUUCAAAGUCUUUUUGUUUUAUUUGGAGAAAGUGGUAUAAGGGAUCAUCUCAUCCCACUAUAUACACAAUUAAGUCUUUUUUCUUUGUUUUUGUUUUUGUCGAAUGUAAUAUAUUGGUCAAUGCACUUAAUAAUUUUUUCUAUUGACAUCAUCGUACUAUCAAUCAACUUCUCUUUUUUAAUGA